Messenger RNA from Auanema sp. JU1783, 426 nucleotides. The record is from the annotation of a GenBank genome assembly. Lineage: Eukaryota; Metazoa; Nematoda; Chromadorea; Rhabditida; Rhabditidae.
AUGAUGUCGUUAGCUACUGGACAUAGAUGUAUAAUAAUAUGGAUGAUGACGAUUAUUGUUUUAGCUUGUUUAGUUUUACAUUUGGACAGUGGUCCAGAGAAACAUCCUCCAGUGCUUUUGUUUUCUGUAUUAGCUGCUACUGAUCUAGUGAUAUUCACUUCCUUCUUUCUUACGGUUUAUAAAGCUGUUGAAGAGAGGACAGAUGAGCGAAUAUACUACAACCUUAGGAUAUUCCUACGACUGAACUACGAUUUGUUCGGACAAUUCCUUUGUGUUUGUCUUAAAGUCCUAUUCGAAACUCUGCUUUGUCUGAGGUUGUGUUUCCAAGUAGCAGUACCUCUAUGGCUCAUACUUUCGCCACUGUGGAUGUUCCUAACUAUCAUUGUUGCUACCUUAUCUGUACGGGUCUACUUAGUUCACACAUAA